Abrus precatorius (Indian licorice) is the source of this 4347-nucleotide messenger RNA. RefSeq names its product disease resistance protein SUMM2-like. Gene Ontology annotation, molecular function: ADP binding. The coding region runs from base 1 to 4347 and encodes 1448 amino acids. The transcript has a single exon. Lineage: Eukaryota; Viridiplantae; Streptophyta; Magnoliopsida; Fabales; Fabaceae. The record is from RefSeq and is a predicted model, not a curated record.
AUGGCCGAAAUUGGUACUGCUGUGGCAUCAACAAUAAUAGAGCGUGUGGUGGAUGCAAUUAUAGUUUGUGCACGUUAUAUAUUCCGUUUCAAUAAAUUUGUUAUUGAACUUAGAAAAUCAAAGAGAACACUUGAAAAAGUAUUAGACCACAUGAAAGAACGUGCUAAAGAUGCUGCUAUAAAUGCUGAGAAGAUUGUGCAACCAGUUGAAGAGUGGCUGAGUGAUGUGGAGAAGGCUCUGGAAGAUGCACAGAAGCUGGAAGAAAAGGUGGAAGAUAGCCAAAGCUGUUUGAAUUUGACACUGCAAUAUUCCCUAGCAAAAGAGGUGAUAUGCAUGACACAGCAAAUGAACAUGCUCAACAUCAACAACAAAUUUGAGCCAUUUUCACAACCCAUUGAACUCUCAAGCAUGGAUUAUUUCUUUCCUAAAGACUUCGUGUCGUUGGAUUCUAGGAAGCCGGUUCAUGAAAAGCUAUUGAAGGCAAUCCAAGAUGACAGGAACAUUGUGAUUGGAGUGCUUGGCAUGGAAGGUUCAGGUAAAAGCACAUUAGCAAGAGUGGUAGGAAAGCAAGUUGAGGAGUCAAAGCUUUUUGACAAGGUGGUUAUGACAGUUGUGUCUCAAGAUGUCAAAGUUAGAGAUAUUCAAGGUCAAAUAGCUGAUCACUUGAGUUUCUCAUUGAUGGAAGAGACAGAACUUGGCAGGGCACUCCGGUUGUCUCACAGGUUAAAGACUGAGAAGAUUCUUAUCAUUUUGGAUGAUGUAAGGGAGAAGCUGGACUUGGAGGCUAUUGGAAUUCCAUUUAAUGAGAAUGACAAGAGAUGUUGCAUCCUCCUCACAACGCGCAACCAAGAAGUUUGCACUUCAAUGAAUUGCCAAAGCAUGAUUGAACUGUCUGUGUUAAGUGAAGAUGAAGGUUGGACUUUGUUCAAGCAGCGUGCACAAAUAGACGAUGAUUCCUCAGAAGACUUGAGAGAGGUAGCAAUUAGAGUCUUCAACAAAUGUCAAGGAGUGCUUGUUGCAAUUCUGACAGUGGCAAGCACUUUAAAAGGAAAGUCUCUUUUGACUUGGGAAUUGGCAUUGUCAAGACUAGAAACUUGCCAAUCAAUUGAUGUUCGAGAGAGCUUGACAAGUACCUAUGAAUGCAAUGAGUUGGAGGAAAUAAUUUGUUUGGAUUCAAAGGAAGCUGGAGGAAUGAGAUACCUAUAUGCUCCUUCCCUACCAGUUUUCCCCAAACUAAGGAAGAUCUUAAUCAAAGGAUGCUACAAACUGAGAAAAAUCUUCUUCCCAAGAAUUGUUUCAAGCCUACCAGAGUUGAAAGAGUUAUCAGUACAUGACUGCAAUGAAUUGCUGGGAAUUAUUUCUUCAAAUUCUUCAAACGAAGCAACACAAUUCCAAAAUUUAUCUUUUCCAUCCCAACAAGUUUCUUUCCCCAAACUGGAGGUGAUUGAGAUCCAAAGUUGCAACAAACUAAAAACAAUAUUCUUUGCAACCACUGUUUCAAGCUUGCCAGAGUUGAAAGAGUUGUCUAUAAGCAAUUGUAACAACUUGGAGGAAAUAAUUUCUUCAAAUUCAGUGGAAACAACACAAUUAAGAAAUGUAACUUCUCCUUUCCAAGAAAUUUGCCCCAAACUAUGGAGGAUUAGCAUUGAGAAUUGCAACAAAUUGAAAACAUUCUUCUCUGUGGCCAUUGUUACGAGCCUGCCAGAGUUACAACAACUAGUUGUAAAGGAUUGUGACAAGUGGGAGGAAAUAGUUUUCAUAGAUUCAAAUCAAGCCGGACAAUUUAGAAACCGAGAUCCUCUUUACCAACAAGACUGUUUCCUCAAACUAAGAAGUGUCCAGAUUGAAAGAUGUCAUGCGUUGAAAACAAUCUUCUCCACAACCAUUGUUACAUGCUUACCAGAGUUGAUUGAACUGAUUUUAAAGGACUGCAAUGAAUGGAUGGAAAUAAUUUCUGGAGAUUUAGAGGAAUCAAAACAAUUUGGAAACCCCUCUGUCCAUGCCAAAGAAGUUUGUUUCCCCAAACUACAGAGGAUUGAGAUUGAAAGUUGCAGAAGGUUGAAGACAAUCUUUUCUACAGCCCUUGUUACUAUCCUUCCAGAGUUGGAACAAUUAGUUGUAAAGGAUUGCAAUGAAUUGGAGGGAAUAAUUUAUUUUGAUUCAGAGGAAGCAAGACAACUUAGAAACCUAUCUGCUUCAUCACAAAAAAUUUGUUUUCCUAAAUUAAGAAAAAUUGAGAUCUUAAAAUGUAACAAAUUGAAGGCAAUCUUCUCUACAACCAUUGUUAGAAGCCUUCCAGAGUUGGAGCAACUCCUUUUAAUGGAAUGCAAUGAAUUGGAGGAAGCAAUUUCUUUAGAUUCAGAUGAAGCUGGACAACUUAAGAACUUGUCCGUUCCUUCCCAACAAGUUUGUUUUCCAAAAUUAGGAUCUAUUAGGAUUGAAAAAUGCUCCAAAUUUAAAAGAAUCUUCUCCAUGACCAUUGUUAAAAUCCUACCGGAGCUAAAACAAUUGGUUGUAAAGGACUGCAAUGAAUGGAAGGAAAUAAUUUCCAUAGAUUUAGAGGAAGCAAGAGAACUUAGAAACAUAUCUUCUCCUUUGUGUCAAGUUUGUUUCCCCAAACUGAGGACAGUUGAGAUUGAAGGCUGCAACAAAUUGAAAGCAAUAUUUUCUGCUACCAUUGUUACAAUACUGCCGAGGUUGGAGCUACUGUUUGUAAAGGACUGCAGUGAAUGGGAGGAAAUAAUUUCCGUAGAUUCAGAGGAAGAAGAACAACUUAGAAACCAAUCGUCUCCUUUCCAACAAGUUUGUUUUCCAAGAUUGAGGACUAUCAAUAUCCAAAAAUGCAACAAAUUGAAAGCAAUCUUCGCUGCAACCAUUGUUACGAAACUACCAAUGUUGGAGUAUUUGACUGUGAAGGAUUGCAAUGAAUGGGCGGAAAUAAUUUCUUUAGGUUCAGUGGAAGCAAGACAACAUAGAAACCUGUAUUCUCCUUAUCAACAAGUUUGUUUCCCUGUACUGUUUACAAUUGAGAUUGAAAGAUGCAACAAAUUGAAAACAAUUUUCCAUGCUGCCAUUGUUACAAGCCUACCAGAGUUGGUAGAACUGUCUGUAGAAGACUGCAGUGAAUGGGAAGAAAUAAUUUGUUCAGAUUCAGAGGAAGCAACACAACAAAGAACCCUAUUUGCAUCUUCCCAACAAGUUUGUUUCCCCAAACUGCGAAGUAUUUCUAUCGAAAAAUGCAACAAACUGAAAACAAUAUUUAAUGCUGCAGUUGUUUCUAGCCUACCAGAGUUAGAAAGUCUAAUCAUAAGGAACUGCGAUGAAUGGGAGGAAAUAAUUUCUUUAGAUUCAAGGGAAGCAAGACAGAAUGAAAACGUCUUUGCUACUUUCCAAAACAUUUGUUUCCCCAAGCUACAUAGAUUUUGGGUUGCAGGAUGCAACAAAUUGAAAACUAUCUUCUCUGUGUCCAUUAUUUCAAGCCUACCAAACUUGGAAUCCUUGUCUGUAGCUGACUGUGACAAUUUGAAAGCCUUAAUUUCUCCAUACUCAGUGAAAGAAGAACAAAUGAGAAACAAAUUAGCUCCUCCUCAUCAAGUUAGUUUCCUCAAACUGGAAAGUAUCUGGAUUCAAAGUUGCAAGAAAUUGACAACAAUUUUCUUCACAACCACUAUUUCAUAUAUGCCAAAGUUAAAACACCUGUGUGUAUUUGACUGCAAUGAACUGGAGGAUAUAAUUUGUUCAGAUUCUAUGGAGGAAAAACCACUUAGAAACCUAUCAACUCCUUCCCAACAAGUUUAUUUCCCCAAACUAACAAGAAUAGAUAUUGAAAGAUGCAACAAAUUGAAAACAAUCUUCUCCUCGACCAUUGUUGGAAACCUGCCAGAGCUGGGAAGACUCUAUGUAAGUGGUUGCAAUGCAUUGGAAGAAAUAUUUUCUUUAGAUUCAGUGGAAACAGGACAAGUUGAAAAGAUAUCUGCAUCCUCCCAACAAGUUUGUUUCCCUAAACUCAGCAGCAUUAGUAUCCUAAUAUGCAACAAAUUGAAAUGCAUUUUCCCUUAUACCAUGGCUUUUCAUUGUCCUUCACUGGACUCACUAUACAUACAAUCAUGCUCUCAAGUUGAGCACAUUGUUAAUUUUGAACCUAAAGCUACAACUGAAGGAGUUUCAGGGAUGGUUGUUGAUCAUGAUCAUGGAGAGCAUUUAUUGUUUCCAAAUCUGCAUUGGCUAGGAGUCAGGAAGUUGCCAACUCUCACUGGAACUUUUCCUUGGUAUAAUGAUGAAUCCCAAUAUCGUCAUUUGACCAUAGAAGAUUGCCCCAAGUAUUUGUGGUAUUCAGUUUCUACUUAG